AUGCCCACAAAACGCAGCAUCGCGUAAGAUCUUUCUCACACCACACGGCUUUAUCCACAUUGAUCAGGCUUACAGAUGCUCAACAUGCCAUAAGCGAAAGAUUAAGUGUUCAUUCACCGGCCCCCCUUGCUCAGCGUGUGCCGAAUCAUCUUCAGAAUGUCGCUUUCCAACAAAGGACAAGAAUAUCAAGGUUCGAAAACGCUAUCAUGAGCAUCUGAUAGAAGAGAACAAGCGUCUCUCGGCCCUUGUGUCAACCAUCAACACACCUGCUCAAUCACCUGCCGAGGGAACCACCAACGAUGACAACCCUCAACCACGAGCGGACAAUGCUGAUCGAAACCCUAUGGUCGAAGAACGGCCGUGGUUCAUGGCACACAAGGCCUCCGAUCUGCCGAUCCACAUCGGAGAAGCCGCGGAUGCGGCUUUUGCAACUCGCCUUCGACAGGCUGCUUCGGGAAGGUCGGUCAAUCACAUGCCACGAGUUCAAUACCUGGGUGACGAUGCUAUGCGGUCGCUGGCCGACUCAUCCUCUCUGGAGCUACCAAGUGCCUCGCGACUACGUUACUUGAUCGACGUCGCCAUGAAUACCGUUUGUAAGACCUGGCACAUUGUCCGCCGUAGCGUCGUCAACGACAGCGUAGACAAAGUCUUGAGCGACCCCAGCUCUUGUGACUGGCUCAGUGCGUGUAGGAUAUGGGCUUUGCUGGCGCUGGGAGAGGCUUAUUCGUCUCGUUGCACGCUACCGGAUACGCCCUUUCCGGGCUCCAAAUACUUUGCAAGAGCAAUGGCAAUGGUUGCGAUACCAAGCGAACGGCCGCGUUUGGCAACCAUUGAGAUCUAUCUGUUACUUGUGAGUACGUGGAGGUCAUUCGGUAGGUAAGAGACUAAUACAAAUCGAGUCCAUCUACUCCUCUGUGGUGAAUCGCAGACACACCGCAACUUUUAUGGCCAGCUACGCUCUUCGAAUCGCUGUUAUCAUCGGUCUACACAUUGAGAUUAGCGAAUCGCAACUCAAAGAUCGCAUGUUACGAGAGCAUAGAUGCCGCCUAUGGUGGACCGUUUAUUGCUUCGACAGGAUGUGGGCUAGCAAAAUUGGAUGGCCCCCGUCCAUUCAAGAUAAAAGCAUAGAGAUCGACCUACCUUCUGAUCAGGGCCUACCACCAGACGCUAGAGCUGACCUACACGAUGCAGAGCACAUGAUCUUCGUUGUUCGUUUAGCUAGGCUGACCAACAGCACGGUGAGCUCACUCUACGUAAGGAAGAGACAACAGACUUCAUUCUCAGAGAGGGUACAAGUGGCUGUCCGUUCUUUGACGGACUGGGCUGCUGAUCUUCCUCCUCGACUGCAGUUGGACAUGACAGAAGGAGCCCCCAAUCCGCGCCACGUUACCUACAUGCAUCUUUCAUUCAACCAGGUAAGCAUCAGUACCCAGAUAGUACCGCGCAUCAGCUAAAUUGUGCAGAGCGUCAUCGUCACGACCAGACCAAUAUUACUCCAUAUCCUCAGACAGCGCCGCUUAGGGCACUCCAAUAACAGCUUUCCAGAAUCGGCAGCAUCUCUUACGACAGCUUGUAUCCGCUGCGCUCGACAGUCACUGGAAUUGCUAAAACGUGCCUGGACAGACGGAACCGUCGCAACAUUCGACUACUUCAAUACGCAAUACAUCUUCUCGGCCGCCACCAUUCUGGCAUUAUCCGUCUUCCUCCGUGGCAACGACUGGUCCAAAGACUACGAAGAUUUCCAAAUGGCGGUUCAAUUCCUGCAGCAGCUCGAUCGGAGUGGCAACUUUGCAGCGAAAGAAUAUUCUAUGCAUAUCGACGCCAUCAGGACAACUCUUGAGGAGCAUAUGAGUGGUGACACGCUCUCUGGAAGUGGACCAGAUCAGCAAAUCCCCGGUAUGCCAAGCAUUCCCCAAGCAAUGCCGAUCGACCCUGUCUCUCCUGGUCCACCUCUGCAGGACUUUCUCAAUCUUCCUGCCAUUGAUCUUGACUUCAUGGAGACUGGCGGCACAUGGCUCGAUUGGCAAGAUCUUUCCUGGCCGCUUGAAAUGCAACAAUCUUCGGGAUAUAGUUGA
Messenger RNA from Lecanosticta acicola, 2075 nucleotides. Lineage: Eukaryota; Fungi; Ascomycota; Dothideomycetes; Mycosphaerellales; Mycosphaerellaceae. The record is from the annotation of a GenBank genome assembly.